AAAAAGCGUUCAUUGUGCUUUUGGUUUGGAUUUCCACUUUAAGCCGCUUAUGUCGCCGGCGCAGUGUUCGCUCCGACCGUCAGGGGGCGCGUCACCGAGUCUCUGCUCAAAAACACUCCCUGAAUCCCACAUUGUGAAGAGGGAGCCACUUUCACCAAGUGUGGACGCUGACCAAGUUUGAUCGCCCCGAUGAUCGCCGCGCGUGAGCUCGCGUGACCUCCCGCUCACCGCCGAGUCCGAAGCCCGAAGCCCGAAGCCCGAAGCCCGGACGCUCCUGUCCUCGGGGUCGGGGGUUGGGACGACCCAACAUCUCCGUCCGCACGGGAAGCGAGGAGUGGGGGAGAGAGAGAGAGAGGGGGCACGAGCGGAAGAGACGCAGAAAUCACAAACAAGCGAAGCUGUAGAAACGCGCGAGGCUGUUUUCUGCGUGCGUCAAGGCGCGAAACAAAGUAGCGUUCCGCGGAGAAUGUAGAGUGCUGUUGUUCCCCUCCUUCCUUUUCCACGCUUCCGCCGCCGUGGAGCGAUGUGGAGGUCGCGUCGUGGAGGUCCACGGAUCCGGGCGCCGUAGGACGAUCGGAGCGGACGCGGCGUCGUUCCCUCGGUUUCUUCGCUCCACAUGAAUUUCUCGCCUGUGACGUGUAACUUGUGAGGAAACGUUAGAUGCAAAUGCAGCGCGCGACUCCGCGCUCCGGUUCCACAACUGCACGGGUCUGAGCCGCUUCCCCUCAUUGUGUAGUCGGCGGCGCUGCUCGCUUCACUGAAAUGUGAAACACCGGAGAAGUCGCCGCGCAUCCAGCUGUUUUAUCCGUCAACGCCGCCUCGCGCAAUUUGGAUUUAAAAAGCGGAGAAAACUUUUUGAGAAUGAAGAGGAGAAAGAUCCGGCAGCACGCCUGAUUUCUGGUUCCACUCGCCGAACUGGAUCUGUCGAAGCGGGCCAUUUCAGCCUUCACCAUUUCCAUGUUUUGGAGCGAGCGGAGCAGCCGCGCGUCGGAGCGGGCGUAAAGUGCCAUGACCCGCCGUAGCUGCCGCUUCUGAGCCGCGACACCGCCCGAUCGUGAGGGACAGAGACGGACCGAGGCGUCCGGCGCCGAACCGCCCGACCGUAGCCUGCUGGUGCGCCGAAGCCCCGCGUUCAGCCCAGCUGUGGGUCGCUGAGUCCGAGGAGCGCCUCCGGAGCCGACAUGGAGGAGUGGAGACAGUGCGGGCGGUGGCUGAUCGACUGCAAGGUCCUGCCCCAGAACCACCGGGUCGUGUGGCCCUCGGCGGCCGUGUUCGACCUGGCGCAGGCCCUGCGGGACGGCGUGCUGCUGUGCCAGAUGUUGCACAACCUCUCGCCCGGGUCCGUGGACCUGAAGGAGAUCAACUUCAGACCUCAGAUGUCACAGUUCCUGUGUUUGAAGAACAUCCGGACAUUCCUCAAGGUGUGCCACGACAAGUUCGGCCUGCGCAACAGUGAGCUGUUCGACCCCUUCGACCUCUUCGAUGUCAGGGACUUUGGGAAGGUGAUCUCGGCUCUGUCCAGAAUCUCCCACCACAGCAUCGCCCAAAUCAAAGGCAUCAGGCCCUUUCCUUCGGAGGACACCGCUCUGAACGAGGACGAUGUCUACCGGAGUCUGGAGGAACUGGCAGAUGAGCACGACUUGGGUGAGGAUGACAUUUAUGACUGCGUGCCGUGUGAGGACGAUGGCGAUGACAUCUAUGAGGACAUCAUUAAGGUGGAAGUACGACAACCCAUGAUCAGAUACAUGCAGAAAAUGGGUAUGACUGAAGAUGACAAGAGAAAUUGCUGCUUAGUGGAGAUUCAGGAGACGGAAGCAAAGUACUACAAAACUUUGGAGGACAUUGAGAAGAAUUACAUGAUCCCACUGAAGCAAGUGUUGAGUCAGCAAGAAAUGGAGGCCAUCUUUGUGAACCUGGAGGACGUCAUCAAAGUCCACUUCGCUCUCCUGCGAGCCAUCGACCUGAACAUGGUGAGUGGAGGAAGCGGCUUGGGGAAGAUCUUCCUGGACUUCAAAGAAAGGUUGCUGAUUUACGGGCAGUACUGCAGCCACAUGGAGAACGCCCAGAAGACACUGGAUGAGCUAAUAGCAAUGCGAGAGGAUGUCAAGAUAAAAGUGGAGGAAUGCACCAUGAAGGUGCAGGAGGGGAAGUUCAAGCUGCAGGAUCUGCUGGUGGUUCCAAUGCAGAGGGUGCUGAAGUAUCACCUACUACUGAAGGAGCUUUUAAGUCACUCGACUGACCGACCGGAGAGACAGCAGCUCAAAGAGGCACUGGAGGCUAUGCAGGACUUGGCCAUGUACAUUAACGAAGUCAAGAGGGACAACGAGACGCUGAAGAAGAUCAGCGAAUUCCAAAGUUCUAUAGAGAACCUUCAGCAGGUGAAGCUGGAGGAGUACGGUCGGCCCAAGAUAGACGGCGAGCUGAAGGUCUGCUCCAUCGUCAACAGAACCAAACAGGACCGGUACAUCUUCCUCUUUGAUAAAGUCGUCAUUGUCUGCAAGAGGAAAGGCUACAGCUACGAGCUCAAAGAGAUCAUUGAGCUGCAGUCGUAUAAAAUGUCGGACGACCCCAUGAACAACAGAGACAUGAAGAAGUCGAGUGGGAAAAUGUGGUCGUACGGCUUCUACCUGAUCCAUCUGCAGGGGAAGCAGGGCUUCCAGUUCUUCUGUAAAACGGAGGAGACCAAGAGGAAGUGGAUGGAGCAGUUCGACAUGGCCAUGUCCAACAUCAAACCGGACCGGGCCACCGCCAACCAGCACAACUUCCAGAUGCACACGUUCGAUAAAAACACCAACUGUCGCGCCUGCAAGAUGCUCUUGAGGGGCAUCUUCUACCAGGGCUACUACUGCUCUCGCUGUGGAACCGGAGCACACAAGGAGUGUCUGGAAGUGAUCACCAUCUGUAAAAUCAAUCCUCAUGACCUGGAACCGGGGAUGUCCUCAGGUCCAAAGAUGGUGGCAGUGAGGAACUACCACGGCACGCCGUCACCUUCAGGGAAGACGCCGCUGUGUUUUCAGACGGGGGACUUCAUCGAGCUGCUGAAGGGCGAUCCAGACACCACGUGGUGGGAGGGGAAGCUGAUCCAAAGCCAGAAGACCGGCUUCUUCCCCAGCUCCUGUGUCAAGCCUUGUUUGGACCCGAAGCCGUUCCAGUCGUUUUCCAGCAGGCAGUGCUCCAGGGAAGCAGACUACUAUGGAUACCCAUGGUUUGCGGGGAACAUGGAGCGCCAGCAGGCUGACAACCUCCUGAAAUCCCACAGCAGCGGGACCUAUCUCAUCAGAGAGAGGACGGCGGAGGCCGAGCGCUUCGCCAUCAGCAUCAAAUUUAACGAUGAAGUAAAACACAUCAAAGUCGUAGAAAAGGACAGCUGGAUCCACAUAACGGAGGCCAAGAAGUUUGAAAGCCUGUUGGAGCUGGUGGAGUACUACCAGAGCCACUCCCUGAAGGAGAGCUUCAAGCUGCUGGACACCACGCUGAGAUACCCCUACAAGGCCAGGGAGCGCUCCCUGCCACGGAGCAGCACGCGCUCACCAGCAGCCACCUGCGCCUCCUACAACUUCUCCUUCCUGAGUCCGCAGGGCCUCAACUUCUCCUCUUCUCAAAGCUCAGCUCCCUUUUGGUCAGUAUUUACUCCGCGGGUGGUCAGCACGGCGGUCGCCAGGUACAACUUCGCUGCUCGGGACAUGAGAGAGCUGUCGCUGCGAGAAGGCGACAUCGUGAAGAUCUACAGCAAGAUCGGUGGAGACCAGGGCUGGUGGAAGGGAGAGGCCAACGGACGGAUCGGAUGGUUUCCCUCCACCUACGUGGAUGAGGAGGGCGUGCAGUAAAACUGGAUGCCGCGGCCUGGCUCCCUUCAAAUCAGGAACCGUCCUAUGCUGUUCUCAGAGAAAAGUCACCCAUUUCUCUCCAGGAGAAUGAAAAACGAGCUCCUCUUCUGUCGUGGGUUUUGCUGGAUGCUCGUUUUCCAGCCCGUUCCUCUAUCUUCAAUUAUGCAUCGGCUUUGCUUUUGUUUGGAUGUUUUCUUUUCAGGGUGUCCGCUUUAAUUUCUGUUCAGGAAAGAAGCCUGGAUUCGCUGUCCGCCGGCGUCCACGUGCUCUGCAGAGAUUUCUAUUGAACUGAGGACAAAAAAAACUGGAUACUUUUAUGUUCCGGCUCUGAUGUUUAUGCGAGGUGAAAUAAUUGUACAGUAUAGAUAAUUUAUUGAAUAGAGAUUAUUAUCAUUACUAAUAAUUACUGCGGGGAAGUGAAAGCAAAGAAAAGCUAAGAACCCGCCGUGUGUUACUGUUGAGGGAUUUUGCCUUAGUCGUCAUGGCGAUGCCUUGAGGUUUGACACCAGUGGAGGGAGUGGACUGUGUUGACUGGUUGGACUGGUCCAUGUAUGCAUGUGCGCGUGUGCGGCCCACAGACACAGACCCACGCAGGGUGCGGUGCCUUGAAGCUACUGGACCUCAGCACCAGUGCAGAACCCGGCUCGCUCCCUUUUGGAGCCAUGAACGUGGCGAUGCAUUCAAGUCAUGGACGGAGGACGCUCUCAGCAGAAACCAGGAGGAUCCGCGUUGUUUUUAAAAGACACCAGUGGAACAAACUGGGGACGCUUCACUUCAGCCCCGGCGUCUGGAUCCAAAGGGAACCGCGGAGGCUUUUGUAGCAACAACACACUGUACACAGUUCACUCAGCUUCAAUGUUUCACAUUUGCAAAAGGGAACAAGAACAUGUUCAUAUCUCUGCAUUCAUCGUUUCACUGUUGGAUUUUUUUAAUUGCACAGAAGGUUUUUCUGUUAAAACUGGACCAAGGUUGUUUCUCAUCAUUUCGCGUCUGCUUGGAGUCUGACUGUACUUGUGCAUUGCCUUAGUAUCAUCGUUUUUUUACAGAUAAUCAGGUGACUCGUGUCCUUCCCCUCACUGUUAAUCGGUUUACAGAACAUGAGUGAGACAGGUUGGUGCCAUGCAGAUUCAGAAGAAUUUAAAUGUGAAUGAGAAUGAUGUGGUGAUUAAAGCAUAAAACAGGA
Messenger RNA from Betta splendens (Siamese fighting fish), 5010 nucleotides. RefSeq names its product vav 2 guanine nucleotide exchange factor (gene vav2). The transcript has 30 exons. Gene Ontology annotation, cellular component: cytoplasm. Gene Ontology annotation, molecular function: protein binding; guanyl-nucleotide exchange factor activity. Bases 1182 to 3827 code for a protein of 881 amino acids. Gene Ontology annotation, biological process: cell migration; regulation of GTPase activity; intracellular signal transduction. The record is from RefSeq and is a predicted model, not a curated record. NCBI's taxonomy places the organism in Eukaryota, Metazoa, Chordata, Actinopteri, Anabantiformes, Osphronemidae.